Messenger RNA from Ruditapes philippinarum (Manila clam), 1856 nucleotides. Its product is annotated as Y+L amino acid transporter 2-like. Gene Ontology annotation, molecular function: L-amino acid transmembrane transporter activity. Bases 296 to 1750 code for a protein of 484 amino acids. The transcript is spliced from 10 exons. Gene Ontology annotation, biological process: amino acid transmembrane transport. Gene Ontology annotation, cellular component: membrane. The record is from RefSeq and is a predicted model, not a curated record. Lineage: Eukaryota; Metazoa; Mollusca; Bivalvia; Venerida; Veneridae.
AUAAAUUCGACCGGAUGUUGAUUACUGCUGCCAUUGUGAAGUUCCACGCGCGUAAGUUAGGAAGUAACAAAAUUGACCAUUAGCGAAUUAACUAAAUACCCAUACGGCUGUCCGGAGCUAGAUAUAGUGCCACUGAUAAAAUAAACUCUGUCAACAUUUACGAGCUGUUUGAAUUUGUGCGAAUUACCAAGAGGAAUCGUUUUGUGGAACACGUGGGUUUCACUUCUCAGUUAAUUUGUUAUUUAUGAUAAGAUAGUCGGAUUUUUUAAUAUAUAUUGAAGAAAACACUAAGAAAAUGGGUGAAGAUUUUAAGGUUGUGAAUGCUGACGGUGAUAGUGAUUCUGGAAGAAUAAAGUUGAAGAAGGAAAUAGGACUUCACAAUGCUGUGGCUAUCAUAGUGGGGGUUAUUGUGGGGAGUGGAAUUUUCAUUAGCCCUAAAGGAGUUCUUAUGGAAGCGGGCUCUGUGGGACUGUCACUUUCAGUAUGGGGAAUGUGCGGAAUUAUUUCACUUGUAGGGGCUUUAUGCUAUGCUGAACUGGGAACAUGUAUUCUGAAAUCAGGGGCAGAUUAUGCGUACAUUGGAGAAGCAUUUGGACAUUUACCUGCAUUUUUGUACUUAUGGGUUGCUUUAGUUAUUAUUAUGCCAACAGGGAAUGCAAUUACAGCUUUGACAUUUGCUAAAUAUGUGCUACAGCCAAUAUUUCCAGACUGUGAGGUUCCAUCAAGUGCAGCAAGUUUACUGGCGGCCUUAUGCAUUACUAUACUGACAUUUGUUAACUGUUACAAUGUGAAGUGGGCAACUCGAGUUCAAGAUGUUUUCACUGUGGCCAAAAUCAUCGCCUUGGUAAUGAUUAUCAUCACAGGGAUUGUGAAAUUUGUAACAAAUGAUCAAGUUGAAAGUUUUGAGGAGCCUUGGGAAGGUACAACAACAAAUCUUGGCAGCAUUGCUUUCUCGUUCUACUCCGGUCUCUUUUCAUAUGCAGGAUGGAACUACCUCAAUUUUGUGACGGAGGAACUUAAAGAUCCAUACAGAAAUUUACCUCGAGCAAUCUGGAUAUCCAUUCCAUUAGUGACAAUCAUUUAUGUGCUGGCAAACAUUGCAUACUUUACUGUCCUUACACCACAUGAAAUGCUGAUGUCAGAUGCUGUAGCUGUUACAUUUGCAGAUCGUACAUACGGUGUUAUGAAAUGGAUCAUGCCAGUUUUUGUAGCUUGUUCAACAUUCGGUGGUGUAAAUGGGGCCAUUUUUACAUCAGCUAGGUUGUAUUUUGUGGGAGCACGGCAGGGACAUUUACCAGGUUUCCUAGCAACCAUCAGUACAAACAGAUUCACACCUAUGCCUUCUUUAAUAUUUGGAUGUGUUCUGUCAUUGAUUAUGUUGAGCUCAGAUGACAUAUUUGCCUUAAUCAACUAUGCAAGUUUUGUUGAAUCUUCAUUUAUCGGCCUCAGUAUAGCCGGGAUGUUAUAUUUACGAUACAGUCGACCCGAUAUGGAAAGACCCAUUAAAGUAUUUAUUGGUUUUCCGAUAUUUUUUAUGGUGAUUUGUCUAUUUUUAAUGAUUACACCAUUAACAAACAGUCCGAUGGAAUGUUUUAUGGGUAUAAUAAUGGUAUGUACUGGUAUACCGGUGUAUAUUAUUGGUGUCAAGUGGAAGUCCAAGCCACAGUUCUUCACAGAUUUGUUAGACAAGUUUUCAAUUAUUACACAGAAGACAUGUAUGAGUGUAAUGGAGGAAAUGAAGGAAGAUUAGACGAUGCAGCACAGACCGGCUGUUCCCAUGUUAAUAUAAGUAUUACUGCUAUAUGUUUGUUGACAGCUGGGCCGAGACAUUUUAGUAGUAAUUAGUGGUACUGUCC